AAUGCACUGAACUGUGGACUCAUCAAUAGCACAAUCAAUCGUGCAGACAAAUGGAAGCAAAUAAAGUAAAUAAUGACAUGUGCACUUCGCGGUACAUGGUUAACGUGUGUAGACUUUCGUACGAAGGUACUGUAGAUUGGCCCGAGACGUCUAGACUGGCUUACUUAUUUUGACACAAUCGCAGUGAAGGCAUUGAAUACAUAAAUAGGCCUACAUGUAUAAAAUUAUAUGGAAAUGGCGGGAAAAGAGCAAGAGGAAUCACUGGAGCGGUUUUCAGAUCGUCUGGGUCAAAUAAUUGAGAAUGGAUUGACAUGUCUAUCGAUUGCCUUUGGUGUUAAAUCAGGUCUCUUUGAUGUACUUGUAGAGAACCACCCCACACCGAUGACGUCACAAGAAUUGGCUGAUGCUGCUAGUAUGAAAGAAAGGUAUGUUCGUGAAUGGCUUGGAGCAAUGGCAGGAGCUCGCAUCGUUCUUCUGGAUCCUGCCACUCAACGCUUCCACAUCCCAGGACAAACACUCGACGCCUUUAAGAAAUGGACCCCUCAGAAUCAGCUUGUCCUUGCUACCAAGGGCAUACCUUUCCUCAGUGAGGUCUUUAACGACAUGCUGGAAGUAGUUAAAAAGGAAGGACCGAUUGGUCUUCCAUUUACCAAGGCCAAGUCGUUCACGGAGUUUGAAAGUGAUGCGUCAGGAUGGUUCUACAAGAAACAACUCAUUCAGGUUUUCAUUCCAUCCAUUCCAACGCUUCAAACUAAACUAAGUGAGGGCAUAAAGAUGUUGGAUGUAGGAUGUGGUCGCGGAGUGGCUACUCGAAUCUUAGCCGGGCAGUUCCCUCGCAGUCAAUUCGUUGGCAUUGACUUCGGCGAGGAUAACAUGAAGAUAGCACGCGAAUUUGCUAAGAAUGAGAACCUGAAGAACGUCGAAUAUCACAACCUCGAUGCAGCAAAGCUUCCUGAAGAAUGGACAUGUACUUUCGACUACGUGUUCUUUUACAAUGUCCUCCAUGACUUGGCACGUCCAGAUUUGGUUUUGAAGGAAGUCAAGAGGGUAAUGACUUCGGAAGCUCUGAUGUCAGCUCUUGAAGUCAAUGCGAGCUCAGACAUGGCAGACAACAUUGACUCCCCAGGAGGCGCUGGGUUGUAUACUUACAGUCUGUUCCAUUGCCUACCCGUGUCCUGCAAUACACCAGGGAGUCUUGGACUAGGAACAGCAUGGGGAAAAGAAGCUGCCACAGAGUUCUUGAAGGAACAUGGCUUUAAGAUCGAAUCUAUCACCGAGUCACCAAAGCUACACUUUCUAUGCUCUCUUUCACCCAAGUGACUUAAAGCACGUGAUUUCGAUGAACAUUGAAUGUGGCUUUACAACCGGAUGCCUCGAUUCUCGAAUGCCUUAACCCGCCGAUUAGUGAUUACUUAAUUCUUUAUAGGUUUUGUACAUGAAAGUCUUGCUUCUAGUGGACAAAGAGCCAGAGGGAUCUUCGAUAAAUAAAUAGAUAAGUGAAUAAAUAAGUGAAUAAUAAAUGUAUAAAUAACCAAGUCGAUUGAUUUACAUAUCCAAGUAUCUUGUAGAUAAGCCUACAGUCACCAAGAACAAUAUGAAUGCUGCCUUUAAGUGUAUCCAGAUAUUACGCGUCUAACAUCUCUGACGGAAGCAGAUAGGCAAUGCAGGAGUAGGGUGUCAAUAAUAUAAUUAUAAGCUGGUCAUUAGGCCGUUGUAUCAUAUCGUAUUUUCUCUCUUCAUUUCACCUAAACGUUAGACAAAGCCAUCAUUUUAUCCUUUCCAACAGUUGCUCUUACCAUGGUAAAAAGUCAAAAUCUUGAUUUGGUUCUACGUCAGAUGUUAGAUUUUAUAUGCUUCUGUCCAACAGGCCAACGUGCAUUUCGAGAUUCGCAUCCAUUAAGCUCAAGCCAUCGUUUUUCCGCUAUUAAAAACAUGCCAC
Molecule: messenger RNA, 1939 nt
Organism: Lytechinus variegatus (green sea urchin)
Lineage: Eukaryota; Metazoa; Echinodermata; Echinoidea; Temnopleuroida; Toxopneustidae
Exons: 5
Coding region: 229-1320 (363 amino acids)
Source: RefSeq, a predicted model, not a curated record